Molecule: messenger RNA, 1773 nt
Organism: Lindgomyces ingoldianus
Lineage: Eukaryota; Fungi; Ascomycota; Dothideomycetes; Pleosporales; Lindgomycetaceae
Product: F-box domain-containing protein
Exons: 2
Coding region: 105-1619 (504 amino acids)
Cellular component (GO): nucleus
Molecular function (GO): protein binding; cis-regulatory region sequence-specific DNA binding
Source: RefSeq, a predicted model, not a curated record
CCCGACCAUAUUGGUGACUCUUUGCAAUCCUUCAUUUGCCCCUGCUGACGAAACUCCCAACGUCUUUCCCGGCAAGCUACCAUUGUUCCUGUGUUGCCCUUGAUAUGGCCCCGGGAACGCUUCUCGAACCACACUUUGACAGCGCCGAAUCACGGCCCUUGAAAAAGAUCAAAUUAUCGCCAGCGGCGAAUGCCUUCACCGAAGAUGCCGAAAACGUGGCGGCGGCUGUUCCAACUCACCCACUAGGCAUUAGACCCUCUGGCAAUGCCUACACUGCCUCGGAGAACAUCAAAUCACGAUGUGGCGCAUUCAGAAGGCUGCCUGAUGAGCUCUUGAACCUCAUUCUUGAGUCAUUCGAUGCUGACGCUCUUGUCCGGUUGGGAAGCACGUGCAGAGCUUUGUAUGCCUUUACUCGGUUUGAUGAGCUGUGGAGAGCCUUGUUCAUAGAGUCACCGCCUAAAGACUUCGUAUGGCAUGGUACUUGGCGGUCAACUUUUCUUGGGAUCCCUCAGGAACAUGUCACCUCAAUCUCUUGCAAGAAUCUUUUCUCAGACGUGCUCCAUCGACCAUUCCAAUGUGCAAACAUCUCGUUAGAGGCCUUUACCUCGAGAAUUCCCUCACAAAAUGCUAUCUCCCGGUUUCCAGACCUCACACGUGAGGAGUUCUCUGAAAAGUGGACCGACGUUCCCUUCAUUCUCACUUCUCCUGUAAAGGAAUGGCCAAUAUGUGGAACAUGGACACCAGAAACGCUCCUGAAGAAGUAUCCGGAUGUUAAAUUUCGAGCCGAAGCUGUCGACUGGCCAAUGAGCAAGUACAUGAGCUAUAUGGCCAAUAGUAGCGAUGAGAGCCCCUUGUAUCUCUUCGACCGUGCCUUCGUCGAGAGGACCGGGAUAGCUACUGGGCGCGAUGCAUCUGAUGCAGCGUACUGGCCGCCCGACUGCUUUGGUGAAGACCUCUUCAGCGUCUUAGGCGAGCAACGUCCGGAUUGCAGAUGGAUGAUUAUGGGCCCAAAGCGCAGUGGAAGUACUUUCCACAAGGACCCUAAUGCUACUAGCGCGUGGAACGCCAUCCUCACAGGGUCUAAAUAUUGGCUCAUGUUUCCCUCCUCCCCAUCCAUCGCUCCACCACCUGGUGUCAUUCUCUCCGGUGACCAAUCAGAAAUCACAUCCCCCCUCUCCAUCGCCGAGUACCUUCUCACCUUCCACUCCCUAGCUCGCCGCACACCCGGUUGCCGCGAAGGAAUUUGCUAUGCCGGUGAAGUGCUCCACGUCCCGUCAGGGUGGUUUCACCUUGUGCUUAAUCUGGAAGACAGCCUCGCUUUGACGCAGAAUUUUGUGCCACAGAAAAGGCUCGCGGAUAUAUUAAGCUUCCUGCGAGAUCAACGUAAUCAAGUCAGUGGGUUUAAGGAAGAGAUAGCGGAUCAGGCAUAUGAGCUGUUCGUGGAAAAGCUCGGAGAGAAACAUCCGGAGAUUCUGGAGGAAGGGUUGAAGGAACUAGAGAGGAAGCAAAAGAAAGGGAGAGGCAAGUGGGAGGAGCUCACAAAGCAUGAAGGGGAGGAAGAGGGUGGUGGAUUCAGCUUUGGAUUUGGACAGAAUGAUGAUGAUGCUGAGGUGCCUUGAUAUGGUGGAUGCUCGCGUCGCAUCUAAAGAGCUAUAUAUUCGGAAAUCUGUGGUCUGGGUAUCGGGAGACCCCUACAUGUCGCUUGAGUGGUCUACACACAUCCCACAGGCAUUCUCCACACUCACCUGCCGUCUAUAAAGUAUUCUAGUCGUG